CUCUUCACUGAGCUGAGUCUGCUGAAGGAGUCGGUCAUGGAUCUGCUGCUGCUGAUCCUGCUGAGCCUCGCCGCCGCUCUUCUCGGAGGACUCUACCUCCUCGGCGCCUUUCGACAGCGGCGUCCCGGAGAACCUCCUCUGGAUAAAGGCCCCAUCCCCUGGCUCGGACAUGUUCUGGAGUUUCGCAGAGAUACAAACAAGUUCCUGGAGAGGAUGAGGAAGAAACACGGUGAUGUAUUCACCAUCCAGCUGGGAGGGUUUUAUUUCACAUUCCUGCAGGACCCGCUGUCAUUUGGAGCCUUCACUCAAGAGAGCCGGGAGAAACUGGACUUUGUCAUUUUUGCCAAACAGCUGGUACGGCAAGUCUUUGGUUUCAUUGAUACUAUCAAAGACGAUCUCAAAAUCCUGCAUGCAGCCAGCAACAAACACCUGAAGGGAGAAGGCCUGAAAGUCUUAACUGAAGCUAUGAUGAGUAACCUCCAGAAUGUGAUGCUGCAUAAACUGGGCUCAGACUCUGAUCGCAUGAGCUGGAACGAGGAUAGUCUCUUCAUGUACAGCUACAAUGUGGUCUUCAGGGCGGGAUACUUGGCGCUGUUUGGCAACGAGCCGCCGUCAGAAGGAGGAGAGGAAGAGGCCAAAGAGAAGGACCGAGUGGAGUCACAGGAUUUGUUCUCCGAAUUCCGCAAAUACGACCAGCUCUUCCCCGACCUGGCAUAUGGCGUCCUCCUCCCGAGGGAGCGGUGGGAGGCAGAGAGACUGAAAUCCCAUUUUUGGAAAGCUCUAUCAGUACAGAAGAUGAAGACCAAAGAGAACAUCAACGGCUGGAUUCGGGACUUGAAGCAGACUAAAGAGGAGAGCGGCAUGGAAGAGUCAAUGAUUGACAGGUAUAUGUUUGUACUUCUGUGGGCCUCACAGGGCAACACCGGGCCGUCCUCCUUCUGGGUGCUCCUCUUCCUCAUGAAACACCCAGAUGCCAUGGCAGCAGUGAAGGAGGAGGUGGACGAUCUCCUGAGACAGUCUGGACAGAGUGUCCAGCCUGGUGGGCCCUUGGUAGACCUGACCAGUGAGAUGCUGUUGAAGACCCCGAUCCUGGACAGCAUUGUGGAGGAGACCCUGCGUCUCACCGCUGCACCGCUCCUUACCCGUGGUGUGAAAGUGGACAUGACCAUAAAGAUGGCUGACGGACGCCAGUAUGCCAUCCGUAAAGGUGACAGGAUGGGUAUGUUUCCUUACAGAGUGCUUCAUCUUGACCCAGAGAUCCACCCGGACCCACAGUCCUUCAAAUACGACCGUUUCCUGAAUCCGGACGGCACCAGGAAAACUGACUUUUACAAAGGAGGAACCAAGUUGAAGUUUGCCACAAUGCCCUGGGGCGGUGGGGUGUCCAUGUGCCCCGGCCGAUUCUUUGCUGUCAAUGAGCUCAAACAGUUUGUCUUCCUCAUGUUGGUGUACUUUGAGUUUGAGCUGAAGAAUCCUGAUGAGGAGAUUCCCCAGAUCGACCACAAACGAUGGGGCUUCGGAUCCAUGCAGCCAAUCAGAGAUGUUCCAUUCAGAUACCGAUUCAGAUAUUAACACACCGCCAUCAUCUGUGACGGCCACCGUCAUGUAUGCUCAGCAUUCACGGUCACAUCCAGCCUGAGCAAAGGACAACAGGUCUCCACUUCCUCAUGCACAGAUCUACAGAUCCACUCAGCCAGAGGUGAUCAUGUUCAUAAAGCUGCACUGAGAGCAGCUGCUGUUAAAUUACUUUUUUUUUUCAGCAGGAAUGUCCUGUGCUGUCAUGUUUUUUCCAAAGCAUGAAGAGGAAUCAGCCCUGAAACAGCAUGUUGAUAAAUGACAGCCAACUAUGAUGUCUUAGAAAUGUGGGUCACAAGGGAAAGUUCAGGAGAGUAUUACGAUAUGUGUUGAUAUUGAAUCAAUCUGAGUGUGUACAGACAGCAAGGUCAUGAAAUCUUUGUUUCUUGAGAAGAAUGAUAAUUAAA
Salarias fasciatus (jewelled blenny) is the source of this 1982-nucleotide messenger RNA. Its product is annotated as 5-beta-cholestane-3-alpha,7-alpha-diol 12-alpha-hydroxylase-like. Gene Ontology annotation, molecular function: sterol 12-alpha-hydroxylase activity; heme binding; iron ion binding. The transcript is spliced from 2 exons. The record is from RefSeq and is a predicted model, not a curated record. The coding region runs from base 37 to 1572 and encodes 511 amino acids. NCBI's taxonomy places the organism in Eukaryota, Metazoa, Chordata, Actinopteri, Blenniiformes, Blenniidae.